AUGUGGAAGUUGAAAGUCCCACCCAAAUGGAAGACCUUUUUGUGGAGAGCCAUAUGUGAUAUCUUACCCACUACCACUAAUUUGAUUAUUAAAAGGGUGGAAGUGGACCCUCUUUGCCCAAUGUGUGCUUUAGAUCAUGAAGAUGUGUUGCAUGCUUUAGUGUUAUGUGAAUAUUCUACACUAGUUUGGAAUAUAACACAAUUGCCUAUAACAAAUAUUGUUACAGAUUCCUUUUCAACAUGGUUAACGACGGCUGUGACGGUCCUAACGGAGGAGCAAACACGACUCAUGAUAGCGGUCCUAUACAGUAUUUGGAGAAGCCGCAAUGCGGCUGUGUGGGAAUGGACCAUGGCGCGGCUAGCCGAUGUGGUCAAGGGUGCGGCAGUGGCGGAAAGGGCAUUCGGCGCAGCACACUACCGCCACCCACUGCUGGAACCGACGCCAAGUUCGGGCCAAGAUCAGCACGAGACCGGCGCCACGUUGCGUUGCUAUGUGGACGCGGGGUUUCGCCAAGGAACCGGGGAGGCCACGUAUGGAAUUGUUCUAAUAUCACCCGAGGGGACCUUAGUACCGUCAGAAAACGGCAAAUUGCAGUUUUGUAACUCACCACUCAUGGCCGAGGCUCUGGCCUAUAAGGAGUCACUUUCUUGGCUUGCAGAAAGGAAUAUCACAUUAGCAAGUUGUCUCACGGAUUGUAUGGUUUUGUGGAGUACCAUGCAGCAGCAAACCACACCCAUUUACUCAUAUGUUGGGGUCGUGAUUGACCAAUGCAGAACUAUUAUGUCGUUGUUUAGUUCUAUUUCGUUAAGCUAUGUUCCUAGACAGAUUAAUUUGCAUGCUCAUACUUUAGCUUCGUUAGCCUUCCCUGAGGAUUAUUCUAUGUAUUGGGAUUCUAUCCCGCCUGACUCUAUUAUAGCUUUGAUCAAUUAA
This is a messenger RNA of Ipomoea nil (Japanese morning glory), 930 nucleotides long. RefSeq lists its product as uncharacterized. The transcript has a single exon. The record is from RefSeq and is a predicted model, not a curated record. Lineage: Eukaryota; Viridiplantae; Streptophyta; Magnoliopsida; Solanales; Convolvulaceae. Bases 1 to 930 code for a protein of 309 amino acids. Gene Ontology annotation, molecular function: nucleic acid binding; RNA-DNA hybrid ribonuclease activity.